This is a messenger RNA of Neohortaea acidophila, 1224 nucleotides long. RefSeq names its product kinase-like domain-containing protein. The record is from RefSeq and is a predicted model, not a curated record. The transcript is spliced from 3 exons. Bases 247 to 1155 code for a protein of 302 amino acids. Lineage: Eukaryota; Fungi; Ascomycota; Dothideomycetes; Mycosphaerellales; Teratosphaeriaceae. Gene Ontology annotation, molecular function: ATP binding; protein kinase activity. Gene Ontology annotation, biological process: protein phosphorylation.
AUGACAGGGGGCGCCUUUGUGAUGUAAGUUCAUGGUUGCUGCACCCCUGACGAGCCGAGACUGACGUACGGUGGCAGCGGGUUGUCGUCAAAGAUUCAUAUAUGUCAAUGGAGCGUAAGUCAUCUCCCCACUGCCAUUUGUUGCAAAUACUGAGCCAGCUUCCCACCAGAUUGGAAGGACAAGGAUUGUCCAUUCCACUGGAAGAAAAACUCCCGCGACGAGUGGGAGCCGAAAGAGUCGUUCAUAAUGGAGCGGUUACAGCCUUUGAUUACGGCGGACACACCUCUAGUGCUCAUGAGAGCACAUGCACUUAUGCCUACGCUGGGGUGUUAUCGGCUGUACUUGGAGCUUUGCCCGCAUGGCGAUCUCCACGACCUAAUCGCAGAACAUCGAUCCAUGAUAGGUAGACGGGACCAAGAUGGCGAUCCAAUCGAUGCUGCACUUCCCGAGAGCGUGCUAUGGUCCCUCUUUGAGCGGCUUAUUGACGCCGUCUGCAUUCUUCACAAUGGUCACGUGGAAGGAGAUGAGCCUCCCAAAGACGGGUGGGAAAGGGAGAUUGUGCAUCUGGACAUCAAGCCGGUGAACAUUUUCCUGGCGGACCCGGCCACGGACGUCUGGCCCCGUUAUCCCAUCUUCAAGCUGGGCGACCUUGGACACAGCGAUGAGACGUACGACGGCGAUCCAAGAAACCCAGGGAAUCUAUCCAGGAAUCCCAACGACUUCUUCUGCAUGGGCACCCCAGGAUUCAGUGCUCCCGAGCAGGAAGGCCGGCCGCCCGGCGCAAGGCGGCGGGACUACCGCAUGAGCGCAUACACGAGCGUGUGGGCAUGCGCAAACGUUGUCCUUCAAGUCAUGGGGCUGGAGACCAUGCCCGAGCAGAUCAGCUACCGCCGAGGGCCGGAUCGUCCGCAGAGACAAGCGGACGUGUUCGAUUCGUACAGCGAAGAGCUCCGUGAGGUGCUCGAUUGGUGUCUGGACCCCACACCCAGCGAACGACCGGAGCUGUCGGUUCUUCGUGACUACAUCAGGGCGUUUGUCGAGGUAGGGCCGGAGGGAAAGGAUGAGACGGAGUCGUUGCGCUUCCGCAAUGACCGGGACGAUUGGAUCAACUACCGCCGCCAUCUUAAGUAUGAGCUCUGGGCGCAGACUGGAUAGAUUUUGGGUUUUGAUUGUCAUUUUUUAAAUUCGAGGUCUUUAUAUCGAUUCGUAUAUAUUCUUUUCUAC